Messenger RNA from Lotus japonicus, 540 nucleotides. RefSeq lists its product as uncharacterized. The record is from RefSeq and is a predicted model, not a curated record. The coding region runs from base 1 to 540 and encodes 179 amino acids. Lineage: Eukaryota; Viridiplantae; Streptophyta; Magnoliopsida; Fabales; Fabaceae. The transcript has a single exon. Gene Ontology annotation, molecular function: RNA-DNA hybrid ribonuclease activity; nucleic acid binding.
AUGGUUACAGAACCGGUUGAGAGACAUGGCAACAGCUCUAAGUGGGUUCGGCCAGCAACUUCUAUUAUCAAGGUAAACUUUGAUGCCUCUUUUGGGAAUGAUAAGCUUGCUAGUUUUGGUUUUGUGGCAUGGGACGAGGAGGGCGAAAUUCUUGCAGCAGGCUCUUUAUAUCCAACGGUGGUUCCAACAUCAACCAUGGCUGAGGCGCUUUGUCUCCGGUGGGUUAUGGAAAUCUCUUCUCAAUUGGUGUUCAGGCGGGUCCAGUUUGAGACUGAUUCUUUUCAGCUUUACUAUGCUUGGAAGAAGGGAACUGGGAGUUCGGUUUUGUUUUCUGUCAUUCAUGAUUGUAUGAGUUUUGUGGGUUUAUUUGACUUUGUUAAUUUAUCUUUUGUUCGUAGACAAGGUAAUAAUUGUGCGGAUUAUAUGGCCCGGAACGCCUCUACUCUAUCAGAUGUGAUAUGGGCAGAGGAGGGUCCCCGGGUUUGUAUGGCCUUUUACAGGCGGAUCUUUUGGCUUCAAUGCCAGUUUGAUUUAAUUUGA